Messenger RNA from Abrus precatorius (Indian licorice), 1711 nucleotides. RefSeq names its product ankyrin repeat and SAM domain-containing protein 6-like. The coding region runs from base 418 to 1038 and encodes 206 amino acids. The record is from RefSeq and is a predicted model, not a curated record. Gene Ontology annotation, molecular function: protein binding. The transcript has 6 exons. Lineage: Eukaryota; Viridiplantae; Streptophyta; Magnoliopsida; Fabales; Fabaceae.
CUGUUGUGAAACGCCGCCGUUUGCAAAGUUCUCUCGUGGGGCGCCAAAACCAUUAGCCGAAAUCACAGAAACCCCCUUCGCCCCAUUGUCUCUCUCUCUCUCUCUCCUCAGCACAAACAAGACCUCACACACCACAAACAUUCAACUUUUGAAUCUUCGAUAACUUCUCCCUUUUUCUGUGACUCCAAUUUCGUUUGCGUUCUUUUCCCUUCAAACAAUCAAAACCCUUUACCGAGGAAGAAAAAGGGGUGUUAGGGUUUUGAUUCUCUGCGACGCUUUCCGCAUUGGGGGAACCCUGCACCUUCCUCCGCGAGUCGUGCGCACUCACUCUCCCUUCUAUUUUCUGCUCUCUUCCGCUGCAAAAUUAGGGUUCGGGCUAAUUGUUCUUGCGAUUUCGUAACGUUUGAAUCGGAGAAGAUGUAUGCUGAUCGGGUGGACAGUGGAGCGAGGAGGUCCGUGAAGGAACGCCUUAAUGGGAAUGGUAUCAGUGACUCUUCUCGGCAACAACGCCAAAUCACCGGCAAGAGGUUGAGACAAGAUGACAAGUGGGAACAUGAUCUCUUUGAUGAUGAUGAACCUCGGAUCACUAAUCGCAAAGUUACUGCUCAAGAUCUUCGCCUCAAGCUUCAAAGGAAAGGUCUUCAACCUGCAACUCAGAGUGGAAAGAGUUCAGCUCCAAACACACGGGAUCUCCGUGAAAGGCUAUCUGGGACAAUGACUCCACAACCUACAAAUUCUGAUCCACCAAAGUCAAAAGUGGUUGUUAAACCAAGCAGUAAAAAUGUCAGUGUUGAGGCCCCUGCAGUACAGAUCAAAAGGCCAGCUAAUUCUGCUCCUAAAAAGUUGUCACGGAAGGCUGAUAUAUCAGUGGAUGAAUUUUUGCAGUCUUUGGGUCUCGAAAAGUAUGUCAUAACUUUUCAGGCUGAAGAAGUUGAUAUGGCAGCUCUCACUCAUAUGACUGAUGAAGAUCUCAAGGUUAUGGGCAUACCAAUGGGGCCGAGAAAGAAGAUACUUUUAGCAUUGGAGUCAAAAGUCUGACAGUAUGGAAUUGAUUAAUAUGCUUAGCUUAGCUGGAUGGACUUGUUGUUUAUGAACGGUGGUGGGAGAUCAGAAUCUCAAAACCAAGUGUAAUAGCAAUAGCUCUUCUGAUUAGCUUCUUUUUUCAUUUAUUUUUCUUUAUUUUUCCUUAAUUUUUAGACAUGAUUCAAGUUAGUUUUGGAGUUUAUUUGGCUAAACCUGUCAAUCUUCUGGAGCUCGUAACUGUACCUAGUAAUUAAUGGAUUUGAGAGUUUAUCUUUUGUGUAUCAAUCCAAGGUUAGGACACGGUGGAAAUUACCCCAUUUUGCAAAUUGUCAAGAGCAUCUGGUGUAUGCUACAAGCGCAACUGGAGUAAUGCUAGCAGAGAAGUCAACACCCUCCCUGAGUUUGGUACGAAAAUGCAAAUUCAAGCAUCGAUUAACCAAUUUGUUGCAAGUUAUAAAAACCAUUUGCUAGUUCGUUUCAAGAGAUUUUAAGUGAAAUGACUACGGUAAUAACUCGUAUAGGAUUCCUGGAACGGUCAUUUGUGAGUCUCUUUUGAUGGAUAAUAAGCUAGUCCAUUCUUGCAUUUCUCCUUGCUAAUUGGAAGCGACAUUUUGCUUCAAAGUUGGCAUUGCGGGAGACCAUACCCCCUAUGAAUCAAUUACCCGAAAGCAACUUAAAAUUUUGCCGU